Diplodia corticola is the source of this 1179-nucleotide messenger RNA. Its product is annotated as mitochondrial phosphate carrier protein 2. Gene Ontology annotation, cellular component: mitochondrial inner membrane. The transcript has 4 exons. NCBI's taxonomy places the organism in Eukaryota, Fungi, Ascomycota, Dothideomycetes, Botryosphaeriales, Botryosphaeriaceae. The coding region runs from base 1 to 1179 and encodes 392 amino acids. The record is from RefSeq and is a predicted model, not a curated record. Gene Ontology annotation, biological process: mitochondrial phosphate ion transmembrane transport. Gene Ontology annotation, molecular function: phosphate transmembrane transporter activity.
AUGCCGCUCACCUCGCAAUUGUUCCCCUCCCCGGCCGCCCUGUGCAGCGCCUUCCCCUCCGCCCCGACCUCUGACGCUGCUGACACGGCCAAUCGCACGUCAUCGUCGUCCAGGUACCCGCCUGCGCGCCAGGAGCUGUACGGUGCCUGGAGCGCCGUCGACGACGCCAAGGACAAGGCGGCCAAGCUGAGCAACGCGGCGGUGCACGAGUUUGAAAAGGCGAGCGGCAAGGCGCAGGCGGCGGCCGGCAACAAGAUCGAGCUGUACUCGGCCAAGUACUAUGCCGCGUGCACCUUCGGCGGCAUGCUGGCGUGCGGCCUCACCCACACGGCCGUCACCCCGCUCGACCUGGUCAAGUGCCGCCGUCAGGUCAACUCCAAGCUGUACAAGGGCAACUUCGAGGCCUGGGGCAAGAUUGCGCGCGCCGAGGGCUUCCGCGGCAUCUUUACCGGCUGGAGCCCGACGUUCUUUGGGUACUCGGCCCAAGGUGCAUUCAAAUACGGCGGAUACGAGUACUUCAAGAAGUUCUACUCCGACCUGGCUGGUCCGGAGAACGCCCACAAGUACAAGACUGUGCUCUACCUGACCGCCAGUGCCUCCGCCGAGUUCAUUGCCGACAUCGCCCUCUGCCCCUUUGAGGCCGUCAAGGUCCGCAUCCAAACCACCAUCCCGCCCUUCGCCAAGGGCACUUUUGAUGGCAUUUCCAAAGUCACGGCGAAGGAAGGAACCUCAGGCCUCUUCAAGGGUCUUUACCCUCUCUGGGGUCGCCAGAUUCCGUACACGAUGAUGAAGUUUGCUUCCUUCGAGACCAUCGUCGAGGCCAUCUACAACUACCUGCCUGGCGGGAAGGACGACUACGGCAAGGCGGCGCAGACGGCCGUCUCGUUUUCCGGCGGCUACCUCGCAGGCAUCCUGUGCGCCAUCGUCUCGCACCCGGCCGAUGUCAUGGUGUCGAAGCUGAACGCCGAGCGCGCGCCCGGCGAGGCCUUUGGCGCCGCCAUGAAGCGCAUCUACGCCAAGAUCGGCUUCGGCGGGCUGUGGAACGGUUUGCCCGUCAGGAUCGUCAUGAUUGGCACCCUCACGGGUCUGCAGUGGAUGAUUUACGACUACUUCAAGAUCUACAUGGGCUUCCCGACUACGGGUGGCCCGUCGCCGCAACAGGAGAAGCAGAAGGCGUAG